UAAUACCAUUAGAAAAUGUCCUAUAAAUUAUUAUUGAAAGCUUUUUGAGUGAACAGAAAAAGAAAAAAAGAAAAGGCAUGAAAUGGUCCUUUGAACAAAGUUUCUGCGACAUUGCUAAUCUUUUUAGUCAUCUGGGGCUGAUAAGCAACAUUUAAAUCCCCUUGUAACGUAACCUCAACAUAUAUAUAUAUAUAUAUAUUUAUAUAUUUAUCAAAAAAACAUAUAUAUAUAUAUAUGUAGAGAGAGAGAGAGGCUAUGAUCCUAUGCAUUCACGGCCAUUUUCGUAUUCCCAGUCCCACACUGUUUAUUGUGCCAUUAAAGAAACAGACAUCCCUUUGACUGUCUCUCCCUCUUGGGUUUAGAGAGAAAGGGAAGAGAGAGAAAGUGUUUGUGCUCUGUCUCUCCUCUGCUUCAGCUGGAGAUUUGUCUCUCUGUUUUUUCUUUUUCUUUGUCAUCGUGUUCUCUGUGCAUGAAAACGGAGUUUUUAGUUUAAAAAUAUUUAUUGAAAAUGAAAUACAUUAGGACCAACAGCUUGAGAAGGCUCUUUUCACUCAAACGGCGAGGCUUGGAAGAAGAUGCUUCGAACCCAAAUGUGUUAGCUGGCGAAGAAAACAAUGAAAGCUUCAAGAGCGUUGGAGUAGCAGAGCCUUCUCAGAGACCCAUCUGGAAAUGCUUUUCUUAUGAAGAAAUUUCCGAUGCCACAAAUUGUUUUAGCUCAGAAAAUUUAGUUGGGAAAGGAGGCUAUGCAGAGGUAUACAGAGGAAUUCUUAAAAAUGGGGAUGAAAUUGCUGUGAAAAGGCUCACGAAAGCUGCUACUGAUGAAAGGAAAGAGAAAGAGUUCUUGACAGAGAUUGGAACAGUCGGCCACGUCUGCCAUCCAAACGUGAUGUCACUCAUGGGCUGUUGCAUUGACAGCGGGCUCUACCUCAUCUUCCAGUUUUCCUCCAGAGGCUCUGUUGCUUCCCUUCUUCAUGAUGAGAAUUUGCCACCUUUGGAAUGGAAAACAAGGUACAAAAUAGCCAUUGGAGCAGCUCGAGGGCUUCAUUACCUGCACAAGGAUUGCCAGAGAAGGAUAAUUCACAGGGACAUAAAGUCGUCCAAUAUUCUAUUGACUUCGGAUUUUGAACCUCUGAUUUCUGAUUUUGGACUAGCCAAAUGGCUUCCUUCUCAGUGGACUCAUCAUUCAAUUGCUCCGAUCGAAGGGACAUUUGGGCACUUAGCCCCAGAGUACUAUAUGCAUGGGAUUGUGGAUGAGAAAACAGAUGUUUUUGCUUUUGGAGUUUUUCUUUUGGAGAUGAUCUCAGGCAGGAAACCAGUAGAUGGGUCUCACCAGAGCUUGCAUAGCUGGGCCAAGCCAAUAUUGAAGGAAGGAGAAAAUGAGAAGUUGGUAGACCCCAGGCUCCAAGGGGCCUACGAUGUUACACAGCUGAAAAGACUUGCCUUUGCAGCAUCUCUAUGCAUUCGAGCUUCUUCGACGUGGAGGCCUACCAUGAGCAAGGUAUUGGAGGUGAUGGAAAAAGGAGGGGAAAUGGAUGAAGAAAAAUGGAAUGUGCCAGAGGAAGAAGAAGAUCAGGAUGAGUUCUGGGGUUUUGAGGAUCUAGAAUAUGAAUGUAACAGUUCUUUAUCAAUUUCUCCACGGGACUCAAUUUCAACAGGAAGUUUCUUAGAGUUAAGGGGUUUAGAUACCUGAUGAAUAACUGACUAUUUUUCAUCAACAUGUAAAUAUCAAAUCUUACGAUAUAAAGCAGUAAGAAAUAGAAAUAUUACUAUCA
Messenger RNA from Ziziphus jujuba (common jujube), 1772 nucleotides. Its product is annotated as probable receptor-like serine/threonine-protein kinase At5g57670. The transcript is spliced from 7 exons. The record is from RefSeq and is a predicted model, not a curated record. Gene Ontology annotation, biological process: protein phosphorylation. Lineage: Eukaryota; Viridiplantae; Streptophyta; Magnoliopsida; Rosales; Rhamnaceae. Bases 509 to 1690 code for a protein of 393 amino acids. Gene Ontology annotation, molecular function: protein kinase activity; ATP binding.